Messenger RNA from Parascedosporium putredinis, 210 nucleotides. The record is from the annotation of a GenBank genome assembly. NCBI's taxonomy places the organism in Eukaryota, Fungi, Ascomycota, Sordariomycetes, Microascales, Microascaceae.
AUGCUCCGCGACCUGCAGGCGGCAGGGCGGCGUCAAAUGACCCCCAUGGCCUAUGGCCUAGACGGCAAGGAACAGUCCGCCCUUUCCGGGUUAAAACAAUGGAUCAAUCCUAUUAUGGAGGCUGACGGCCUUGCCUUGGAUUUCACAGCAACCAACCUCAAGACUCCUCUUGCCUUGGUGCAUGCCAUGGUGCAUACCUCGCACGCCUAG